Molecule: messenger RNA, 1030 nt
Organism: Fusarium oxysporum Fo47
Lineage: Eukaryota; Fungi; Ascomycota; Sordariomycetes; Hypocreales; Nectriaceae
Exons: 3
Coding region: 209-823 (204 amino acids)
Source: RefSeq, a predicted model, not a curated record
UGAAUUGAGGUUCCUUAAGGCGACGCUGGAUUCACUGGUCGCCGAUCGGCGGGGCUGUUCUGCGACGUGGCAGUCUUUUUGGCAUUGCGGGAAGAACACCAGCGACGCGUGAUUCUUGGGCAUUCGACGACUUAUACUAUAUCUUGACGACUUGGACGACAAAUUGAGCUUCUUAUUCACGCUUGGUUUAUAGAACCAAAACGACAAAAUGGUCGCCAAAUCAACUGUUACCGGUUUGACCGGCACUACGGGAUGGACUGGAACGAGCUUCACAAGAUCGUCAAUGACCUACGAUGGGCCUCCGCCAUCUACACAUGUUCGAACAUACAACUGGCCUCCUCUCCAAUUGAAUUUCUGGAUCUUUGUUAUCCUCCUCGCGUCGACGAGCAUCAUUGGCGUGUUCGCGACAUUUAUACAGAUCCAGACUCAACUUGAGCUUGGAAUUCCAUGGUACUUUCCCUACUUCAUCACCGUCGGUUCACUCUCGAUUCUCUUUAUUCUCGGUAUUUUCUGGCUCAUCGCCCAACGACGCCUCCUCCCCGCCAUCGUAAUGGUCGGCGGUUUCAUGUUCUUUAUACUCUGGCUCGUUGGUCUUGUCGUCGUAGCGAUACAGUUAUUUGGACCGGAUGGAUCUAUUCAGAGUGUGUGCGAUGUUCAAGUCUUUGGAAAGAAUCCCAAGGGCACGAGCAUGGCGACGAUGGCGUGGCUCCAACAACGAAAUAUCUGUCAAUCAUGGCAGCUUGUCUUUGCGAUGGCUCUGACUGGUACUGUCUUCUUCGUCUGGGUUAUGAUCAUGGCGUACCAAGUCUUUGUCAACUCAUAACCAGUAAAUGAGGGAAAUACAGAGAGGGGAUAAUUGGAUUAAUGACGAAGUUACGAAGCAUGGCAUGAAGCCUGGAGUUGCAUGAUUGUUAUAAUAUGUUUGUUUGCAUUGGAUGGAGUUGGAUUGAACAGAACAUGGGGCAUUUACAGGCAUUCUAUCGGAAUAGUAUAGACGAGAUCAUUAAUUGGUACUACAGUAUGCACAUCA